Messenger RNA from Aspergillus pseudonomiae, 1029 nucleotides. Its product is annotated as pfkB family carbohydrate kinase superfamily. The transcript has 3 exons. The record is from RefSeq and is a predicted model, not a curated record. The coding region runs from base 1 to 1029 and encodes 342 amino acids. NCBI's taxonomy places the organism in Eukaryota, Fungi, Ascomycota, Eurotiomycetes, Eurotiales, Aspergillaceae.
AUGAACUUACAUCACAUCUCCUUCACGAGCCUCGGCUUAGUGGUACUCGACGAGAUCCGCCUUCCCAAUAGGAAAGCAUUGACUGACAUUCUGGGUGGUUCUGGCGCUUACGCGACACUCGGUGCCCGGCUGUUUCUUCCUCAUCCACAAAGCAAUUCCUUAGGCUGGAUGGUCCAUGUUGGAAAUGACUUUCCGAAGCCCAUCGAAGACCGUUUGCAAAGCUGGGAUGUAACAUUGGUCAUAGAAAGGGAAUCAAACCAAGCUUCGACUAGAGGGUUACUUGAAUACAAAGAUUCUACAUUUGGACCCAAGAAGUUCAAAUACACAACGCCCAUCCUCGCAAUUCAGGAUAGCAGCUUGAAGAACACACCACUCCUAACAUCCAGGGCAUAUCACUAUCUUGAAACGCCUCAAAAUAUUACGAUCCGUCUCUCCAGUCUCCUUGUGCUUAGGGAAAAGUCAGGCGUACCAGAACGCCCACUCAUUAUCUGGGAACCUGCCCCAUUCUCGUGUACAGCGGAAAAUUUGCAAAGCUGCCUAGACGCCGUAUGUAUGGUCGAUGUGUUCUCCCCAAAUCACCUAGAAUUAGCCGCACUAUUUGGCCAAUCGCGACCAGCCGUUGCAGACAAGGAUAAGAUCGAGGCCCAGGCACUGCGGUUCUUGGACAGCGGCGUGGGCCGUGACGGAAAGGGUACAGUAAUUGUCCGAGCCGGUGAGCAUGGCUGUCUCGUUAUAGCUCGCGAUACGUCUCCUAUCUGGCUACCGCCGUUCUAUCGAUCUAGACCUGGAGAUACCCCGCACGCUAAGGUAGUCGAUCCCACUGGCGCCGGUAAUGCAUUUCUUGGGGCAUUUGCUGCCGGGUAUCUGCAGACAGGAUGUAUCGUUGAGGCAGCUUGCUAUGGCUCCGUUGGAGCCUCUUUUGCGGUGGAGCAGGUGGGUAUGCCGGAGAAAAUUAGCGAUAGAGGGGAGGAACUGUGGAACGGUGCCAACGUGCUCUCGAGAUUGCAUGAGUAUCGGAAGACUAUCUGA